This is a messenger RNA of Manihot esculenta (cassava), 1772 nucleotides long. RefSeq names its product tryptophan aminotransferase-related protein 4. The record is from RefSeq and is a predicted model, not a curated record. Gene Ontology annotation, biological process: amino acid metabolic process. The transcript has 5 exons. Lineage: Eukaryota; Viridiplantae; Streptophyta; Magnoliopsida; Malpighiales; Euphorbiaceae. The coding region runs from base 147 to 1517 and encodes 456 amino acids. Gene Ontology annotation, molecular function: transaminase activity; carbon-sulfur lyase activity.
AAUCCCAACAGCUAUAAUCGCCAAUAACAUAAUGUAAUUGACCAAAAAAAUAUUUAAAAAAUGAGCAUGUUGAGCUCGUUAUUCUCUUAAACACAGAUCUUAAGCUCUCCCUUCCGAUCCAAAACAAGUAAUAAAAUCGGAUUAAAAUGGAAAAUUCAAGAAAAACUCACCAUCUCUAUGUGUGGUGCUUAGUGUCAUCCGUCAUUCUUAAUCUGUUUUUUAUGUACAAAUGGUAUGAGGAUUCUCAAGUGAGUUGGACAAGAAGAGCAGCAGCAGAAGCUGAGGCAGCAGCAGCCAUUUCUUGCUCAGGCCAUGGAAGAGCCUUCUUGGACGGCCUCAUUCUUCAUAGGGGACAACCACCGAUCUGUGAGUGUCACAGUUGUUAUGGAGGUCCUGAUUGCUCCCAGUUCUUCCCUCACUGUUCUGUAAAUGCUAAUGGUGGAGAUCCAUUAUUCUUGGAGCCUUUCUGGGUGCAGCACGCAGCCAGCAGUGCAGUUGUUAUAGCAGGAUGGCAUCGGAUGAGCUACUUACACGCAGAUCAAACCCAAAUCUCACAAGUGCUAGAAAGCCACAUUCGCAAGCUGCAUGACACUGUAGGGAAUGCAGUAACACAAGGAAGAUACAUUCUUUUUGGUGUUGGUUCAACCCAACUCCUUAAUGCUGCAGUUUAUGCUUUGUCCCCUUAUAAUGCCUCAUCCCCUGCCAGAGUUGUAGCUUCAAUCCCUUUUUACCCGGUUUAUGAAGCGCAGACAACUUUAUUCAGGUCGAUGGAUUUCAGGUUUGAAGGAGAUGCUUCCUUGUGGAAGAAUUAUUCAGACACUAAUACUGAUAUAAUUGAGUUUGUAACUUCUCCAAAUAACCCUGAUGGCCAGCUGAACGAGGCAGUUCUUCAAGGCCGAAAUGUGAAAGCAAUUUAUGAUCGUGCCUAUUAUUGGCCUCAUUUCACAGCAAUUCCAGCUCCAGCAGAUGAAGAAGUGAUGCUGUUUACUCUCUCUAAACUCACUGGUCAUGCUGGCUCUAGAUUUGGUUGGGCCGUAUUAAAGGAUGAGGCCACAUAUCAAAGAAUGAAAUCGUAUUUGCAAUUAACAGUCAUGGGAGUUUCUCGGGAAACUCAAUUAAGAGCUCUGCAGCUCCUGAAAGUUGUCCUUCAAGGAGGAAAGGACAUAUUUGAGUUUGGACAUGAAACAAUGAGGAAACGUUGGGAAAGAUUGAGCAAGACAAUGUCAAUGUCAAAGCGCUUCUCUGUCCAGAAAAUACCACCCCAGUACUGCACAUUUUUCCAUAAAGUCAGGGAAGCUUCACCUGCUUAUGCGUGGGUGAAGUGUGAGAGAGAAGAAGAUAAAGACUGUUAUGCAGUUCUUCAAGCAGGCAAUAUCACUGGUCGGCCUGGUGGUUUGUUCUUCGCUGGAGAUCGGUAUGUGCGUCUCAGCCUCAUCCGAAGCCAAGAUGAUUUUGAUUUAUUGAUUCUCAAGCUAAACCAGCUGGUCCACGAGGAAGAUGACCGACAAAGUAUGUGAAAAACGUAAAGUCAUGUCUUAUUGACCUGCAUGGCAUCUGUCCCAUGAUCAUUUCUCCACUGUCAAGCAGGAAAACGCUAGUAGUUUCUUUAGAACUGGGAAAUCUGAAAAUUUUCAUUUGUAUCAAGCAUGUGAAUGUUUAAGUAUCCUUUUGAAUAAGAUAUUCAAUCAUUUUGUAGAAACAAAGCUGCUACAGAUAGCUUAUUCUUCUGCUUCGCAUGUCAUUUUUAAACCCGAAGAACAAUUAUUCAUUCC